Molecule: messenger RNA, 530 nt
Organism: Eptesicus fuscus (big brown bat)
Lineage: Eukaryota; Metazoa; Chordata; Mammalia; Chiroptera; Vespertilionidae
Product: cyclic nucleotide-binding domain-containing protein 2-like
Exons: 5
Coding region: 1-510 (169 amino acids)
Source: RefSeq, a predicted model, not a curated record
AUGAGCUAUGAGGAAAUAUCUGUACGUUCCUGUGUAAUGAAGACAGGUUCUUCCACCUGGAAAAAUGUCCACACUCUUCUUCCACCAAAAGGAACUCCUGCUGUAACUGGAAGAAGUUUAGAAACAUCCACAGUUUCUCCCAAGACUUCAUUCUCAGCUGCUAGGAAGAAAACACUAGACACCAAGAAACCUCCACUUCAGGGAUGUUCACCAGCAACAUGUUUUGUUGAGAUAAGAAUGCUGGAACAAGGUGACGUUUUUGGGUUGGCAGAAGCAUUGGACAAUUCCUGUGACCUUCAUGUGUACCUGGUUAGUGAAGGAGUGGAGUGCAUUUUUAUUCCCAAAAGCUUGUUUCUAGCAGAAGCCAGCCCUGAAUUCAGGAGAACUGCUGUAGGGCUGGUGUGCGCAUACCCCACAGAGGAGGACAUUAGGGAGUACCUGGUGGAGCGACAAGCGUGGAAUGAGUACAAGGCCAGACUCUUGGCUCAGCAGCUGAAGACAGGAAGCUGACCCCUUGGCUCAGCUCAUUU